Amphiprion ocellaris (clown anemonefish) is the source of this 1242-nucleotide messenger RNA. RefSeq names its product forkhead box R1 (gene foxr1). Bases 100 to 993 code for a protein of 297 amino acids. The record is from RefSeq and is a predicted model, not a curated record. The transcript has 7 exons. Gene Ontology annotation, biological process: regulation of DNA-templated transcription. Gene Ontology annotation, molecular function: sequence-specific double-stranded DNA binding; DNA-binding transcription factor activity. Gene Ontology annotation, cellular component: nucleus. Lineage: Eukaryota; Metazoa; Chordata; Actinopteri; Pomacentridae.
GUUUAAUGAGUCCAAUCAGGCUCCAGCUGCUGAACCAGCAGCCUCCAGGUCCGUUAGCUUCCUUUUGAUGAGAUUCAGACCAUUGAAGCUGAUCCAGACAUGACGUUUCUGCUCAGAACCAAAGCUCAGCUCUUCGACCUGCACUGUUCUGUGGCUCUGACUGACUGGGACAUGGACCAGGAGCUCAAACUGGCCACGACCUCCGACCAGUUCUACCACGAUGACAAACUGAAUGAUCAGUACGUCGUCCAUAGGCCUUCAGCAAGAGCCUCGAGGAGGAAAGACGAAUUCAUUUGGUACGAUAAAACAUCAGACACCUUUGUGAAACCAAACCUGUGGCUGCUGGUGAAUCCCAACAUCGCCUGUCCGAUCCAGUACAGAGAAGCUGCAGCCGAUCCGAAUGAAGCCGCUGAUGAGGAAAUAAAAGCAGAGACUCAACGUCCACCUGCAGCCGAGCUUCACAUGUUUGCUGCCAAUGAUGCUUCUCUGCAGGAGGAGACGCUGCAAACUGUUUCCUCGUCUGCUGAGUUCAUGAUCAAAAAUGAAGACGUCUCCUGUCAACCAGCCAAGAACAGACGUAAAGCGAGAACCACGAAGUCAAGGGACAGUAAGAUGCUGAAGCCUGGAUGUUGGCCUCGUCCACCGGUUAAUUAUUCCAUCCUCAUUGCCUUGGCGCUGAAGAGCAGCCACAAUGGAAGCCUCAAAGUCCAGCAGAUUUACAACUUCACCAGAGAGCACUUCCCGUUCUUUCAGACGGCUCCGGACGGCUGGAAGAACACCAUCCGACACAACUUGUGCUUCAACAAAGGCUUCCGCAAAACCUGCAACCAGCUGUGCAGAGACGGCAAGAGGAAGUCGUGUUUUUGGCACCUGACUCUGGACGGCCAACGGCGGCUGAAGGACGAGAUCCACAUGUUGACGGGAGAAUCGCUGAAGCUGCUGGAGAGGAGCAUGGCCAAUCCAGAUAUAAUUCGGACUUUAUUUGCAACAUGAUUGCAGGUAUUGAAGUUUAAGUCAAUGCAUAAUAAAACUUAAUAUGCAAAAAUGUCUUUUCUAUAAUGCUGUAUAUCAUUUAAAUAAGUAUAUUAUUUAAUUUUUACAAAUUUGUAGAGAUCCUUCUGGAGAAUUUUGAUUUACUUAUUACAAAAAAUUGUGCAAUCAGGUGGGGGGGAAAGCACAGUUGUGAUAAUGAUAUUAGUUAAAUUAAAACUGCUGAAUAAAUACAUUUUUGUGUACAGUUAA